GUGAAAGGUAUACACAUGCACGUAUGCGUAAGGAGAAGAAAACAAAAAAAAACAUUAAGGCGAAGCACGAAGGAAAGAAACACUUGUGUUACCGAACGUGUUCACAUGUGUAUGUGUCAGUCAUUCCCGCGCUCGUACGCGCAUACUACAUGUAAAUAUAUGUAAUACAAGCGGUGGUUAACGCACGUUUUACCCUUCAGUUUGUAAAUACGCCGCACACUGGAGUUGCCCUCAAAUGCGAACGAAGUUGGAACAACACUGAAAUGAAAUAACCCCCCCACAUAUACACACAAACACGGGAUAGCAGGCAAAACCAGUAAAUAUGAAUAUAAACAAAAUAUUUUUCAGCAAAGUUGGGGAGGUGAUGAAAAAUGGGAACAGUGGAAUGAACAUGCAACAAGGAGCAAAUCAGUUGCUCAGCGGGAAGAAAUUAAUAUACAUUAGUAAACCAACGCAUGGAGGUUUUAUAUACUGGAAAUGCAGGGAACUCAUACACACAGUAAAAAAGAAAACGAAAAGGUGCGCAAGAUACUUGGACAUUAAUCAUGACUUUUCUCGAGCCGCAUUAGUAGGUGUGCCCAAAACGAGUUACGACCCCAAGAAUAACAUUUUCUACAUUCAAAUGGAUAAUGAGGAGUGGGCAGGAAUUGGCAGCAAAAUGAUGAUGAACAUAUCGAUGAACAUUCUGUUUUACCUGCACAUAUCCUUCUGGAUUUAUUUCAUAUACUAUCGAAUGCUGGUCAACAACAAGAAUAAUGUGUUUAGCAAGUGGAAGACCGACGGCUGAGCAUGGGAACGUCGCCACACGGGGG
Plasmodium coatneyi is the source of this 812-nucleotide messenger RNA. RefSeq lists its product as uncharacterized. The coding region runs from base 323 to 787 and encodes 154 amino acids. The record is from RefSeq and is a predicted model, not a curated record. NCBI's taxonomy places the organism in Eukaryota, Apicomplexa, Aconoidasida, Haemosporida, Plasmodiidae. The transcript is spliced from 2 exons.